Molecule: messenger RNA, 1626 nt
Organism: Ectocarpus siliculosus
Lineage: Eukaryota; Phaeophyceae; Ectocarpales; Ectocarpaceae
Source: the annotation of a GenBank genome assembly
AUGGCGGAGAAGAAGCAGCAUUGGCUGCUCGGAACGCAUGAUGAUCGAAUCGGCGACAGCAACGUCGGUAUCCAGGAUGGAAAAAGGACGAGGUCGACGACUUCAAAGGUAGUCGCUACCGCGGGAACCGGAAGCGCUGUCGACCACCGCCAUCUUCCCCGCAGUCACCUAAGCAUCAACAGCAGCGGCAGCGGGAGUGGUGGCGACAGAAGCUGCUGCAGCACCGUGUCGUUGUCGUCAGACACCUCGGGUUCGUUCGGCUUUUCCGCCGAAUGCAGUCCUGCAAGAAUUCCUGCUGCCGCAGCCGCCGCUACUGGGCAAUUUCCGUGUUCCCCGGCCCACGGUGGGUGGGUCGGUCGGCAGCUGAGCGGCGGCGGCAGCGGCGGUGGCAGUGGCGGCGGCAACGGAAACAACAUGCCGAUGUUCAAAGAUCCUAGAAAUGUAGCUGUUGGGACGAACUCGUUCGAAAUCCGCCAGGCCGCAGCCGGAUCGGCAGCCGGAGCAGACAAUCGCCGUCAUGACAGCUUUCGUCCGAUCGCGACCGCCUCUUCUUGCUGCUCGAGCGGCAGGGCAAGCAAGGACGGCGCUUUCCCGUGCCGUCCUUCUUCUCCGUUGAGCUUCGGGUCUGUGUGCCCCGACCCCAUCGCUAGCGCCGCCGUCGGCGGCAGUGACGGCAACGACGACGACAAGGAUGGCGUAAAAAACCACCCCCCGCCAAAGUUGAGCAGCAGGGCAAUGAUGCGGUCUGCCGCCGGUGGGUCAAGCGGUCCUUCUGCUUCUCCCAUCCGUUCUUCCGUUCCCGCUCCUUUGCCGGUGGAGUUGCCGCCGAAUUUGCCCACGGCAAGGGCUUUGUGGCCGGUGUUUCCGGGCCCAGGACAAGAACGAUUCGCCGGCGGCGGCGAUGGCGGCGGUAUGUCGUCCAGCGACGUUCGUUGGUCGUCGUCACCAUCAUCACAAUCAGGUGCUCCUGCUCCUGCUCAUGCUACCUCUGCUAAUAGUCCCGCAUGGCCGGUCCCGUCCGCCUCGUCUGGUCGGCCGUUUUCAUCCUCGAUGCUGAUUGGCGGUGGUGGAGGGUACCUCCCAGCCACCGAAAGGAUGCACUGUGACGACGAAGACGACGGCGAAGCUUAUGCCAGCGACGUCAGGAAGAUCGGCAGCAUCGAGAAGAUCCGGUCGGGAUCACCCUGUUCCGUCGCCGUCAACGCGAAGAGUCCGCAGCGCCAAGUUUCGGGGGUUUCGGGGGGACGUCCGAACGCCUCUGGGGUGAAGCGAACGAGGUCUUCGGACGCUAUAAGCCACACCAACGACGAGGGGCGGUACGGCCGUGGCAGGAACGGCGGACGGCGAAUGAAGCACAGCAGCGACAGCGACCCCCUCUCUUCGGCGAACGUGGCCGAUGACGGCCGCUGUCCAGCUCUCGCGCUGCUGUCAGCCUCCACCAAGACUCACGAACGUGCUUGCUCUUUUUCUGGUUUCCCUGGAGAGAGGACUGGCGGUCCUGCUGCCACAGGCGGCCAUGCUGGUGGCGUCGAUGCCUGUAGCGGAAACAUUUUGGCAAACGGCGGACGGCGGACUGAUAUGGAUGAUGUGGUACGUGUCUGUCUGUCCGCCCGUCAACCAGUUUAG